UCAAGAACUCCAAGUCAUCACUCUUUUUUAUUUAUAUUUAUUUUACCUGAAAAAAUAUUUAUUUAUUGAAGGCCUAAACAUAUUCUGCUUUCUUUCACAGCUCUCACACGACAUUAACUCUUUCCCAAGAAAAGAAACAACCUCUUAUUUUUUUUCGGACCCUUUUGCUAAUCUUAAUCGCGAGACGUUUUCCUCUUCUUGAGCUUCAAUUUCUCUGAGUUAUUUGGUAUAUUCAAGGUUAUUUGGAGUUCAUAAAUUGAUUGGUGAUCGUGUUUUUCUCCUCUAGCCAUGGCUGCUAGGAUUCUUGCUAACUUGAUUGUCAUGGGCUCUGGAAUAAUGAUAAGAGCUUUUGCUCAAGCAUAUCGUCAGGCACUUGCAAACGCCUCAAAGACUGGUGCUGCACAAGAAGCUGUGGAAACUAUCAAACGAGGUAGUAAAAUGAUGACUGAGGCGGAGGCUAGGCAAAUACUUGGUGUCACUGAGAAUACACCAUGGGAAGAGAUUGUGAAGAGGUAUGACAAACUGUUUGAGAGGAAUACUCAAAGUGGCAGUUUCUAUCUCCAAUCGAAGGUGGUUAGAGCGAAAGAAUGUCUGGAAAGUGUUGAGAAACCGAAACAGCAGAACCCGAGUUGAACACUUUUUCGUGGUUCGUUAGGAAUUGCUCUUUGCUAUGUCCCUAAAUAUGGCUAGUCGUCUCGUCUCACUCUCGGUCUCGUUGUUUGUUUUCGUCUUUUUGGCCUUUGAGGUGUGGAAUAUGGGUUUGUGGGUACAAAUAUUUCAUGUGGCUGAUUGUCAUGUAUUAGUUGAAGAUCAGUAUGUGUGCUGCUUGUAACGCAACUCGUAUCCUAGCUAUAUACAUAUGAGGUUAAGGAAUAACCCUAUCAUAUAUAGAAGGUUGCACAACUUUUAACUA
This is a messenger RNA of Salvia miltiorrhiza (redroot sage), 913 nucleotides long. RefSeq names its product mitochondrial import inner membrane translocase subunit PAM16 like 1-like. The transcript has 5 exons. The record is from RefSeq and is a predicted model, not a curated record. Bases 289 to 633 code for a protein of 114 amino acids. Lineage: Eukaryota; Viridiplantae; Streptophyta; Magnoliopsida; Lamiales; Lamiaceae. Gene Ontology annotation, biological process: protein import into mitochondrial matrix. Gene Ontology annotation, cellular component: TIM23 mitochondrial import inner membrane translocase complex.